UAUAGAUUACCAUUUUUUGACAAUCUGAGCAUUAAAAUGCUUAAAUCUGGUUGUCAUGAGGCCUUUACAGAACUUUUUUCACUGGUUAAAGAAGAAGAAAUGCGAAGAAUUGAGGCAGGCCGUGACUCGUUUCUUUGGAUGAUCACUCCUCUAGUUGAACAGCAUGCAAAAUUAGGACAGAUUUGCAGUGGACUUAUUGAAAUAGAACGGUUGGCUCGAUCUGGAAGACUAGAGGAGAGUUUCGUUGGAUAUCUCCGAUUAGCAGCAAACCUCUAUUAUGACGCAAAUAAUUCAGAGGACUUUUGGUUAGUACGGCAUUUUUUGACAAAAUGCGUUGAAAAAGUUACCCAAGCGUUGCAGCGUGCCGAAUUUACCUUUCACCGUAGCAAUACCGACCAAUCUCAUGACGAGAAUCAGGAUUUAGGAGGUCUCCAAAAGGUUUAUGAAACUCUUGGAAAAAGAUAUGCAGAGUCAUACUACCUUUUAGGGCACUUUCUUUUGGAAACAGGUGAUUACAAGGAAAGUGUUAUGCAUAUGAAGUUACUGUUGCAAUUUAUUGGUGCUAAUCAAAAAUGGGCGACACCUACACUGCUUGCCUAUGGAAAAAUUCGUCGUGAAAAUGAAGGUUAG
Molecule: messenger RNA, 630 nt
Organism: Protopolystoma xenopodis
Lineage: Eukaryota; Metazoa; Platyhelminthes; Monogenea; Polystomatidea; Polystomatidae
Source: the annotation of a GenBank genome assembly